This is a messenger RNA of Lindgomyces ingoldianus, 692 nucleotides long. RefSeq lists its product as uncharacterized. The annotation marks the transcript as partial. The record is from RefSeq and is a predicted model, not a curated record. The transcript is spliced from 3 exons. Lineage: Eukaryota; Fungi; Ascomycota; Dothideomycetes; Pleosporales; Lindgomycetaceae.
CCAGGCUUCAGCAGUCCCGGCGUACAACCAGCAACCAUAAAUCCAAUUUAUGAACUCUACGACGACAAUAUCCGCUGUGGAAGAGGGGCCGCGAUGACGGGACAUGGUGUUGAAACGCUGGCUGUCAGCGCUGGAAAUAAGAUUGGGUUCGUUCCUACUCAGACGGUUGACGGCAAAGACAGGGACGUCCCCUUUUACCAUCCUGGAUUCGCGCAAGCUUACUUGUCGCGAGCACCAGCGGACCUAGAAUCGUACACUGGGGAUGGCGAUUGGUUCAAGGUUGCGUACAUGGGCGCGAAAAACGAUACCGAAUGGGCGAUCCUAGGUCAUACCAUGGCGAAUUUUACACUUCCUAAGACGACACCGCCUGGAAAAUACCUCCUUCGCCUCGAGGUAAUUUUUGGAAUCACGCACGAAUUCAACGUCACUCAAUUUUACGUCAACUGCGCACACAUCGAAGUCAAUGGCCCUGGUGGCGGUAAGACGUCUCGUGCUAUCGGCUUGGCCGGGCUAAUCUUCGCUCAGGAAAGCCUGGCCCAAUGGUUAAAUUCCCGGGUGCGUACGACAUCUGGGAUCACGGUACGUUUGACGACUGAAAAUUAGCUUCGGCGCUAAUUUUGUUCAUGUUAUAGCCAUUUGGCAGCCCGCUCACGUAACCGGAUUGCAGAACCUCACUGGUUUUGUGGCCCCGG